AUUAGUACGCAAUUAAUUUCUUGUGAAUUCCGCUGCGUCACCUCUUACCAUGCCAAAAAUCAUGUGACCGAAUUCCAUCAAUUCCUCGUACAAAACCAAACCAAUUCUAAAACCCAAAUCACACACGCGCUUGGUAUUGUUGAUGACAAACCUUCCACUUCCGUCACCCUCCCCCUCCCGCUCCUUCUUCACCAAACUCCUCCACUGCACCCACCACAAGAACCUCAAACACGCCCAAACCCUCCACUCCCAAAUCAUCCAAACCGGCUCCUCCUCCUGCCCCUUCAUCGCCAACCCCCUCGUCAACCUCUACGCCAAAUGCCACCGCCUAACCGAAGCCAAGCUAGCCUUCGAAGAAAUCAAAUACAAAGAUGCUGUCUCCUGGAACUGCCUCAUCAAUGCCCACUCCCAACUGGGUGGGCCCCAGAACUCCGCCUCUGUAAUGCACCUGUUCCGACGCAUGGUGAGGGAAGCAAACGAAAAUGAUGUUUACCCAAAUGGGCACACCUUCACGGGGGUUUUCACCGCCGUGCCGGACUUGGGAAAAAACCCCUUGGGUGCCGGAAAGCAGGGGCAUUCGCUGGCAUUGGCGUUUGGCUGUGGUUGCGAUGUUUACGUUGGUAGCUCUUUGGUUAGCAUGUAUUGUAAACUGGGUCUUGUUUGUGAUGCACGUAAGGUGUUUGAUAGAAUGCCUGAGAGGAAUUCAGUUACUUGGGUUGCUAUGAUUUCUGGGUACGCGGCGCAGAGGCUUGGCGUGGAAGCUGUGAGGGUUUUUAAUUUGAUGGUGGGUUUGGGAGAGGAGGGUUUGAAUGAGUUUGUAUUGACUAGUGUUCUUAGUGCUUUUGCCAUGCCCGAAUUUAUCGCAAGUGGGAAGCAAAUUCAUUGUCUUGGUAUUAAAAGCGGGCUUCUAUCAGUUGUGGCGGUUGGAAAUGCGGUUGUGACCAUGUAUGGGAAAUGUGGGAGCUUAGAUGAUGCUGCCAAAACAUUUGAGUUGCUUAGUGGUAAGAAUACGAUUUCGUGGUCGGCUUUGAUCACUGGUUUUGCGCAAUCCGGGGAUUCUGAAAUGGCAUUGGAAAUGUUUUCGAAGAUGAAUCGUUCUAUGGUGAAACCUAGUGAGUUCACCCUUGUUGGAGUCCUCAAUGCUUGUAGCGACAGUGGUGCUGCUAGAGAAGGAAAGCAGGUGCAUGGUUCUUUGGUAAAACUGGGCUUUGAAUCUCAAAUCUAUAUCAGGACAGCUAUGGUUGACAUGUAUGCAAAAUGUGGUUGCGUAGCCGAUGCUAGGAAGGGGUUCGACUUUUUACAAGAACCUGACAUUGUUUUGUGGACUUCGAUGAUUGGAGGGUAUGUGCAAAAUGGGGAGAAUGAAGAUGCUCUUGUCUUGUAUGGUAAAAUGCAGAUUGGAGGUAUCUUUCCAAACGAGCUUACAAUGGCUAGUGUUCUAAAAGCCUGUUCAAGCCUUGCUGCUUUAGAACAGGGAAAGCAAAUCCAUGCCCGGGUGGUCAAGUACGGGUUUAGUCUGGAAAUUCCAAUUGGAAGUGCUCUCUCGAGUAUGUAUGCAAAAUGUGGAAGUCUUAAUGAUGGGAACCUUGUCUUCAGGAUGAUGCCCACACGGGAUGUAAUCUCAUGGAAUGCUAUGAUGUCUGGGCUCUCCCAAAAUGGAUAUGGCAAUGAAGCUCUUGAACUUUUUGAGGAGAUGCUGUCUAAAGGAACAAAGCCGGACUAUGUUACUUUUGUUAACGUUCUCUCUGCUUGUAGCCACAUGGGCUUGGUAGAAAGAGGUUGGAUUUAUUUCAAUAUGAUGUCCAAUGAGUUCCGUAUAGUCCCACGAGUAGAGCAUUAUGCAUGCAUGGUUGAUCUUUUGAGUCGUGCAGGGAAGCUCACAGAAGCUAAAGAAUUUAUCGAAUCAACACCUACUGAACAUGGCUUAUGUUUGUGGCAGAUCUUAUUAAGCGGUUGUAGGAACUAUCGAAACUAUGAUUUGGGAGCCUAUGCAGGGGAGAAGUUAAUGGAGUUGGGCUCAAAAGAAUCAUCUGCCUAUGUCCUGUUGUCUAGUAUCUAUACUGUGUUGGGUAGGAGGGGAGAUGUGGAACGGGUGAGGGGGAUGAUGAACCUUCAGGGGGUGAAUAAGGAGCCUGGGUGCAGCUGGAUUGAGAUGAAGAGUCAGAUUCAUGCGUUUGUUGCUGGGGACCAAAUGCAUCCACAAGAUAAACAAAUACGUGCAGAGGUACAAAGAUUGAGCAAGCUGAUCAUGGAUGAAGGUUACAAACCUGUUUUUGAUUUACUUUCUGCUGACUUGGAAAGCUGAGAUAAUGAAGAAAUUCUAGUCUCUGGACCAAGCGUUUAUCGAGCCCAUUUAUUGGCAAGUAACUCCGUUUCCCCUGAUACAUGAGUCUUAACAUGAAAAAGAUCCCAGAGUUUCAUCCUUGUAGGGUGGUUCAUGACAGGGCUGAUAAAAACGGUCAUCCAGGGAAAGGCAGGAUGGAAGUUGGAAAAGGCUUUGGCUUUGAUUCACACAGACGGACAAAAGAUUUGUUUCUAUACAGUGAUGUUGGCAUGAGUUGAGCCGGUGGACAAGAAUACAUCUCUGUCAUAUUUAUAUGCAAGAUGGAAGAAGUUAUUUCACAGAUUUGCUCGAUGUUGAUGACCAGCCGCUUAACUCUUUAACCCCAACUCAGUGGCUACUGGCUAGUGCUGAUGUUGUCACUUUCAACCUGUCUGAAUUGUGCUUUCAGUCAUGCGCAACUUUUCUUUGCCUGGUUUUCUUGUUGAAGAAUGGAUCCGUGUGAAUGAUUUGUGAGCUUCUGACAUCUUGUGGCAAUAAUCAUAGGGAUUACCAAAAUACUGAUCAUUAUCCAUCUUUGCCCAUCUCUUGUUUGCCAAGGAGAGUGGAGAAGAUUGCUCUUUGGUUGGAGGCUAUUCAGGUAGGUUUUCUUGGUAGUGGCGCAUCUGUAAAUUGUCCCAUUUAUGAUGAUUGAUGAAACUUUGUCUGUUCAUAUUUUAAGAAACAAUUGUUUCCCUUACACAAGAUCGAACUCUAUGUGCAAAGAAAAAUGGUUUGCGAUCUUUUCCCAUGUCAAUCACUUUCAUGAUUCU
Messenger RNA from Rhododendron vialii, 3093 nucleotides. Its product is annotated as pentatricopeptide repeat-containing protein At2g33680. The record is from RefSeq and is a predicted model, not a curated record. The transcript has 3 exons. NCBI's taxonomy places the organism in Eukaryota, Viridiplantae, Streptophyta, Magnoliopsida, Ericales, Ericaceae. Gene Ontology annotation, molecular function: RNA binding; protein binding. Bases 143 to 2305 code for a protein of 720 amino acids. Gene Ontology annotation, biological process: RNA modification.